CGUGCAAAGAUGCGUGAUAUUUUGCACUGAAUGCAAAGUAAACGAAAAUGAAAUUAGAGCACGUGCAAGGGACACAUGCAAAGUAAACCGUACCGGCUGACGGCUAGCUGGGGGUGGUGGAGCAGAACCUGUAGGUGGUUAAGGCUACCGCAGACGGCGGAACCAUGGAAAAGGGACACAUGCAAGGAAGACGGGAGAGGACUAACCAAAAACGAAAGAAGAGGAAGACACCACCUCGGUGUCAGAGGAAAACAGCAGUUAGUCAGGAGCUGUGGAUCGACGACCGCUGGAUGGAUGGAUUCCUGUCGCCAAUGCCACGUUGUACUAACAUUCCUGACUAUUUAACCAACCAGUUCCUCCACCGUCGACGUACCGACAAGAGAAAGGAAAUGCGCCGCGCUCAUCAAAACGCAUGCAACUUGUGCGGCGCAUCCUGCGCCAGCACCACCACAGGCCGCGACCCGUCACACUCACCCUCACUACAAAGCCGUGCCACCUCCGGCUGGCUCCUUCGCAGCACCCAACCAACCCCGAACCCCACUGACCAAGCUCCCUUCCAGAAGCCGAGCAAGGACAGACGUGCCAGCAGCACCAACAGCAGCCAUGGCGCGGCGGUCUCUGGCUCCGCUCGCCCUCGCCGUUGCCGCCACCGUCGUCGCGCUCGCGCUCUGCUUCCAUCCCGCCUCGGCGCAGUCGGCCUGGCUCGACGAGUUCCGCACGGACGGCGAGGUCCGCUCCGACUUCGACGCAUCAGGCAAGCAGGUGGCGUCGCUGGUCCUGGACGAGAACUCCGGCGCCGGAUUCAACUCCACGGAGAAGUACCUCUUCGGCGAGUUCAGCGUCGAGAUGAAGCUGGUGCCCGGCAACUCCGCCGGCACCGUCACCUCCUUCUACCUGACGUCCGGCGAGGGCGACGAGCACGACGAGAUCGACAUGGAGUUCAUGGGCAACUCGAGCGGCGCGCCGACGGUGCUCAACACCAACGUGUGGGCCAGCGGCGACGGCAAGAAGGAGCACCAGUUCUACCUCUGGUUCGACCCCUCCGCAGACUUCCACAAGUACACCAUCAUCUGGAACGCCAAGAACAUCAUCUUCCGCGUCGACGACGUGACCGUGCGCGCCUUCCGGCGCUACGCGGACCUCCCCUACCCGGACGCCAGGCCCAUGGCGGUGCACGCCACGCUGUGGGACGGCAGCUACUGGGCGACGGAGAAGGGCAAGGUCCCCAUCGACUGGGCCGCCGCGCCCUUCGUCGUAUCCUACCGGGGCUACACCGCCAACGCCUGCGUCGCCCGCGGCGGCGGCGGGCGCACGUCGUGCCCCGCCGGGCGGAACGAGUGGAUGGACAGGGAGCUCGACGACACCGACCGGCUCACCGUCGCCUGGGCCCGGCGCAACUGCCUGCAGUACAACUACUGCGAGGACGGGUGGCGCUUCCCGGAUGGGUUCCCCGGCGAGUGCAGCCGCGAAUGAUCUGUGUCCGUCCGGCCAUCCAGACACACGCAGGCAUCACCAUAUUUUUCUUGUAGAUCAAGUUCUUUUUUCCCUUGGAUAAUUACAUUCUUCUUCUUUUGGUACAGCAAUAGCUAUGUAACUUCCGAGAACCAUUUUUGGUCACUAAGUAAAUUCAAAUCUCACCGUAGAAACUGAAUAAAUUUCAAUGUUUUUAUGAAU
Panicum hallii is the source of this 1674-nucleotide messenger RNA. RefSeq names its product xyloglucan endotransglycosylase/hydrolase protein 8-like. The transcript has 2 exons. Gene Ontology annotation, biological process: xyloglucan metabolic process; cell wall biogenesis. Bases 604 to 1473 code for a protein of 289 amino acids. The record is from RefSeq and is a predicted model, not a curated record. Gene Ontology annotation, molecular function: hydrolase activity, hydrolyzing O-glycosyl compounds; xyloglucan:xyloglucosyl transferase activity. Gene Ontology annotation, cellular component: cell wall; apoplast. NCBI's taxonomy places the organism in Eukaryota, Viridiplantae, Streptophyta, Magnoliopsida, Poales, Poaceae.